AUGACAUUCAAACCAGAUGAAAAAUGUCGCAUGGUGCGCCCACACUUUAGGCUGGCCCUCGUCGACGUCGUAUGCGAUUCAUCCGACGAGCCCGCCUCCUAUUCUCGCUCACAUUCUGAUCGUGAUGCCUCCCUGGGUGUCGCCGCUUCUGGCUUCACACCAGCCAACGGGCCUCGAGGACAAAGACGUCUCCCUGCACAGCUGGACGCCCCAGCCGUAGCCGUCGCGCCUGUCUCCGGUGGCAGCGCUUCUACCAGCGCGCCCGCUGACGGUGACGGAUCCCGUGCAGCAGCUUCGCCUGCUAGUCUGCCUGCUCGUCAUAUGCCUGUCCGGCUGCGCAACCCAUCCGUGGCCGAGCUAUCAGAACAGCGAGAAAGAGCGACCACGGGCAGGUUCGAUUGCGGUAUCUGCCACACCACCGUGACCAACGGGAUUCGCUACCUCACCACCCACGUCUCACGGUGUCAUUUCCUACACGACCGCUACAGGGCGUGCAGCGACCGACCGAACAUGAAGAUAUAUUACCGUGUGUUCAUGUGCCAUGGCCGCGUAUCGCGAAGCCAGCCGGCCCCGAGGCCGAUCGUCCAUGGUGGAGUUUAG
Molecule: messenger RNA, 600 nt
Organism: Hypoxylon fragiforme
Lineage: Eukaryota; Fungi; Ascomycota; Sordariomycetes; Xylariales; Hypoxylaceae
Exons: 3
Coding region: 1-600 (199 amino acids)
Source: RefSeq, a predicted model, not a curated record